Messenger RNA from Siniperca chuatsi (mandarin fish), 1489 nucleotides. It is a transcript of the gene noxred1, whose product is annotated as NADP-dependent oxidoreductase domain containing 1. The record is from RefSeq and is a predicted model, not a curated record. Gene Ontology annotation, biological process: L-proline biosynthetic process. NCBI's taxonomy places the organism in Eukaryota, Metazoa, Chordata, Actinopteri, Centrarchiformes, Sinipercidae. The coding region runs from base 107 to 1204 and encodes 365 amino acids. The transcript is spliced from 5 exons. Gene Ontology annotation, molecular function: pyrroline-5-carboxylate reductase activity.
UGUCGUUUUGCCAUGGAAACAGGAGGGCGAGGCCAAUUUUUACUAUGUUGUAAAACUUGUCAGUGUCCACUUUCUGCUAAUCUUACCUCUGUGGAAACUUUUGGCGAUGGUGGACGUAGUUGCUGAUUUGAGCAGUUUUUCUUUUGAGACUGGACUGACUGAAGAUGAGAAAGAGUUACUUUACCUUCGUGCACGUUCGGCUGGACUGACAUUUUGCGGGUGCGCGCACGCAGUUUUCCUGUGUAAACUCGUCCACUCACUGAGAUGUAUCAUCAAAAGUCACACUGCAAACAGAGACUCAUCAGGAGAAGACAGCGAACUCUGCGUUGGGAUACUUGGGUUGGGUCACAUGGGGAAACAGUUGCUGCUCUCCCUCCUUGAAAAGUCUGGCAUCAAACCAUCACACAUUAAGAUAUCCAGUAGAAGACCAGAAUCUGCAGUGGAAUUCAUCCAGACAGGCGUUGAAUGUUUCUUCGACAAUCGCAGACUGGCAGCGUGGGCAGACAUCCUGUUCCUCUGCUGUCUGCCCUCUCACCUCCCCAAAGUCUGUGCUGAUCUCCGCUCUCACCUGUCAAAGCGUUGCCUUGUGUACAGCUUCACCUCUGUUGUGCGCGUCACCAGGUACCACCACACUCAUACACACACAGCAUUGUUGUUUGCUGAUUUCCAGUCACCAAAUCCCUCUCUUUUGAGCUUUCAUUCCAGAUUGGCGCAGCUUCUUGGACACGACUUCAUUCUCAAACCACAGUAUGACUUUGUCGCUUGUGACGCUGCAGAUGUGUGGCUGUCCUGCACUCAUCUGACCACUGCUUUGACGGAUCCUUUGCUGAUUGAGGCAUCGUGUCCUCUUACAAUGAGCGGUGGCAUUUCUCUGGGUCUGAACUGGGUGUGUGCAGUGUUGUACAGCCUGCUAAAUAUCUGCACCUCUGCUGCUCUGGGAUCCACUGAUGCUCUCUCUCUGAUCAACAGCGUCCUUAAAGAGAAACGGCCACACACUGUGGAAUUAAAUGCACAGAGUUUCAUCAGUGCAUCUUAUGCAUCUUUCCUUCUUACAGAGGAGCCUUUUCCCUGGAUUUCUCUCACUGAUGCCCAGACCAAGGAGACACCGCUGCUGUGCUUUCUAUCAAGCAGCAAAUCAAUGCAACAGUGCAUCUUUGCAGCAUACAAAUCACUGGUAGAGACACCAGCAAAAUUAGAAAGUUAGACUCUAAUGUAAAACUCAACUGUAUAUCCACUACAGAUGUAAAAUUAAAGGUUGUGUUCCUUAUGUUGCACAUUGAGUUUUGAAAAUUAUAAUGUAAUAUGUGCAAGGUUACAUUUGAAUAUAUAGGACUCAACAGUGUAUUUUGUGAUACCUGAAGAUAUUGUGUUUUUAAUAUUUUGGUUUGUCAUACAUAAUCUGUAUGGUAAAUAUGUUGGGGGGGAGCAGCAAUAAUCGGUAUCUUCUGCAAUAUAUUGCCAAUUAAUUAAUUAAAAAUGUUCAUGAAAA